AUUGCUUUGUUUGUUGUUGGUAUCCUUGAUGUUGUUCCCCACGUCUGUGCUGUGGUGAGGCAACUUCAAUGUGAUGAUCGCAUUCCAGACAUGCCUUGGACAUGAUAUGGAAGUACCCUUGGAAUUCAUGUCUCAUAUGCCGAUGUGUUUGGCCCUUAUUAAAUAAUCCCUGUCUCCAACAUUGAGUGCCCAUUAGCACUUAUCCCUGUACACUCGGCUCUCAUCAAGAAGGAUCUUUGGAAUCGCACCUUGGUCAUAUACCAAGUGGCACCCCAACUAGGACCCUGAAGAAAACCAACCAACAAAGCGCCCUAAGGCAACAAAAGAUGCCCAACGGCACACAGCAAACCCCACCCAACUCCAAAACCAAUAAAAACCCCCCUUGCAAAUGACUAUACCAAAGAAAAUCACCAACAAAGGUACUGGAAUGCUGACAGAAAGCACCUUACCCUCAGCGAUGAUUGCUACCACACAUCAAACUAGGAGAUCAAACCUCUCCCAGGAAGACAUCGAGGUGCUACCAAGUACCAUUAAAAACAUCGAAAAUGCAGAAGAAUACCUAAACAAAAACCUACUGUGCCAUGUUGAUGAACCGUUUACACUAACCCACUUAAUUUCAGUACUGUUCCAUAUCACCCAACUCAAGUCAAUUCCCCUACCAGCAGUAGAAGCCAUUAGAGUGGUAGUGUACAUAAUGAAAAAGCAUGAAGCAAAUGAAAUAGCGGAAAAUAUAACUAAUCAAAUCACUAACAACCUCUCUCCCAGAAUCGCAGAACAUGUCAUAGUGGCAAUUGCCCUGCAUGUAGCAAAGAUCUUAUCAACAUUGGAAGGCCUAGACAAUAUGUUGAAAGAAGCAGAAAGAUUAAAAACCAUGCUGGAGAGGGAAAAAGAAGAGAAAAGAGAUGAUAUGGCGACAGUGGCAGAACACUUCAAAGAAGUGGCAGACACCCUACACAAAUCCAUGAACAACUGUAGCAAAACAUUGAAAUCCUUCAAACCAAACCUCAUCAAGGCCCAGGAAUGCAUCAAUGAGUUAUCCCAGCAACUCACAUCCAACCCCAACACAUCCCAGACCACCAACAUGCCAUCCACCACCCAACAGCAACAACAACAACAGCAGCAACCUUCAUACAGUUCAAUUACCACAGCCAACCUCCCACCAUCAAUAGACAAAGCUGUAGCAAGAGCAGCGCUUUGA
This is a messenger RNA of Suillus subaureus, 1198 nucleotides long. RefSeq lists its product as uncharacterized. The coding region runs from base 389 to 1198 and encodes 269 amino acids. NCBI's taxonomy places the organism in Eukaryota, Fungi, Basidiomycota, Agaricomycetes, Boletales, Suillaceae. The transcript has 2 exons. The record is from RefSeq and is a predicted model, not a curated record.